Messenger RNA from Homalodisca vitripennis (glassy-winged sharpshooter), 3386 nucleotides. RefSeq lists its product as uncharacterized. The record is from RefSeq and is a predicted model, not a curated record. The coding region runs from base 127 to 1365 and encodes 412 amino acids. Lineage: Eukaryota; Metazoa; Arthropoda; Insecta; Hemiptera; Cicadellidae. The transcript has 2 exons.
GUUUUUACCCAAUAUACAACGUAAUAUACAGUAUCUGCGAGAGCUGAUAAACAAGCAACACUGUAUGACUGUCUGUAGUCGGGAGUUAGCAAUCCGUGAGACAAGCUUUUGUGAAAUAACUAAACAAUGGCGUGGGAGAUUCCUUCAUGGAUCGACGAAGCCUUUCUUGCUUCUACCCUCCAAGGAGACGACACCAAGCAAAAUGUUUCGAUUGUCAAGUAUUCAGUAAAGCCGGCUGUACCAACUGGUGAAAACUACUCCAGCCAGAUAUAUAGAGUCGCUGUAAAUUACACAACAGACAAGUCAUCUACAGAGCAAACCACAUCGCUCAUAAUCAAGGCACCGCACACUAAAGGAAUUGCUGCUGAAUUUACUAGCAUGUUCGUGGAAUUCGACGUUUUUGCCAAAGAGAAAAGAAUCUACGAUGAGCUGUUACCAAAGAUGCAUGAUAAAUUAAACCUCCAGUUUGGUCCAAAAUUUCUCCACAGCCCAGUAGAAAAGGUGUUGGUUCUACAGGAUUUGAACGAAGGAGGCUAUACUAUGGCUAAACGCCAUCAACAACUUGAUUUUCCUCACUGCUCACUGGUUUUGUCAGUCCUAGCGAAAUACCACGCUUGUUCAGUAGCGAUUCACAAGGAAAACCCAACAUUUCUUGAAGGUCUCGGUAGAGAACUCUUGUACAGUAAUGAAAGCCCUAUUGGUCAACAAUUAAAAGGAUGGACAGGCCCUUUAUUCAACAUCAUCGGUGGAAUUUUGCAAGAGAAGGGUGGUUGUGAACAGUAUAUAGACUUUCUAUCAAGCAAACUCGAUGGGCUAUGGGACUCUUUCGUUGAAAAAUUCAAACCCAGAGAGAAAGGUCUAAAUGUCCUCAACCAUGGAGACUUUUGGGUGAAUAACAUGUUAUUCAAGUACGACGAUUCUGGAAAAGUCAAAGAAGUUAAAUUCAUCGAUUUUGCUGCUGCUAGGUACACGACUCCAGCAACUGACAUCGUCUACUUCAUAUGGAGCAGUGCAAACGAAGAUGUGCGAGAGAAUCGGCUGGACGAGCUAAGUGACGUGUACCUCCAGAGCCUCAAUGCGACAUUGGAGCUGCUGAAGUGCGAGGAACGGUUAUCCAAGUCGGAGUUGACAAAGGAACUCAAAUGUUUCAGUGACUGGGCGUUCACUCUUAUCUGCCAGUUUUUACCUCUAGUACUGACAGAUUCUAAAGAUGCCAUCAACACGGAGGAGCUCACUCUGGCGGAUAUGGAUCUCAGUGACCCUUCAAACCAAAUGCUAAAGAUGUAUGAAGGAAAACUGUUUCAAGCUGCUCUUCCAACUGCUUUGAGACAUCACCAAAAGUGGCUAUCUUCCUUGGAGAUAUAGUUAUUUCAUCUGGAACAAAAAUUGAACCUAUAUUCAUUACUCAAAUGUAUUGCUUAAGCUUAUCAUACAAUUAAACAUGUGUGCGUUAGGUAGCUUCUUUUGAAGCCCAGUACUGCCAGAUUAAAAGUUAAGUAUGUAACAUUCCAGUAACAUAAUGCAUUGUAUGAUUGGAGUAUUUUUAGUUUAAUGAUGAACCGUUUGUACGAUAAUCGUACAGAGCUAAACAUGUAAUCGAAAUUAAAUGUCGUAUGAUAAACAGUUAUCUAAUACUUAAUUAAUUUUUAAACUUCGCAAAAGAUUUUAAACAAAAUUAAAAAAAAUACAAUCAAUUAACUUAGGUCUCUUUACUUAUUGAAGUAAAAUAGCAUUUAUUAUACAUCACAACUUCUGCUAAAGAAUAUUUUAAAAGAAUUUUUUAAAUUAAUUUACAAAUAUAAUAAAACUGAAAAAGACAAAUUUAUAGCCAACGGCAAUUUUUUAAAGUCUCUUUUCUUAUUUUUGGACUUGCUUCUAAACUUGCGAUCCGUAUAUUACAACGAAGUACUAGGAAAAGUGCUUUAGUCUAAUAAUAUAUAUCCCAAGUAAUACAUGCCCAUUUUCCUGAAGGAUUCCUUGUUCAAGACAUUACAUAAUAAUCGGCCAAUGUUACGUUGUUUUUGGACCCGUUUAGAAUUCAUAAGUAAAACAGACAGUAGUGACAACAUAAAGUUCUUUCUGAAAUUGUUUUAAGAAAUCGCCAAAAUGGGCAUCUCCCACGAAAGUAUAAUCGUUUCAUCCAGAAAAAUUGAACCAAUUUUCAUUUUUUUAAUUUGAACAAGCUUAUCAUGCAACUAAUUAUGCAAUGUAUGUGUUUGGUAGCUUCUUUCGAAGCACAUUAUUGUUAGAGUAAAAUUAUAUUAUGUAAAUGACAUAAAAUGUUGUGUCAUUUUAGUAAUAGUCUUAGUCUGUAAAUAAUAAUAUUAUGGCAACUGUAAAAAUCACACUAUUUUACAAUUUUUGGAUGGAAGAGUAGUCAGAUUUCUUGUACGGUGACCAUUCAAUCAAUCUACACUUCAUGUUUGUAGUUUUUAAUUUAUGUCAACUUUCAAAAUAUAAAAAAUGUUAGUUAAUACUAUAGAAAGUCAUAGAAUACAGGUAAUAAAGAAGAUUUUAAAAUAAAAUAUUUAAAUGCAUUGUAAUAAAUCUUGUACGUAACAGAAAAUUUAAUAAACUACGAGUAAGAUAUCUAUAAAUUCUUAAUAUUAAAAUUUAGAUUUUCUUUUCUGCAAAAGUGAAGAAAUUACUAAUUUAAACAUUCAAUUAUUAACAAUAUAUCAUGUGACGUACGUGAAACGAAAAUACUGGAUUUGAUUUAUUUGUUCUUAGAUGUGUUUAGGAAACGUAAUAUCAAUAAUUAUUAUAUAUCGUACUUUUUUAGUAAGUAACAUUGAAGCUACAAAUGUAAUAAAACUUAAGUAGACUUACUUUUUAUAUUUUAUAACCAACGAUCCUUUAUUAAGUUGUUGCUUUAUUUACUUUGUUUUCUUAACUUUUUGUUAUUGUACAACAAAGAGCUGUAUAAAGUCCCGUAACACAAUUAAUUAUUGAUAUCACAAGUAAUGUAUGUUUCAAUGCCAAUUUUAAAAUAUUCAAUAGUAUUGUCAACUUUUGACUUUCGUGGAAUGUGUUAGUGUAGUUUGCUAACUAGGCAGAGUUCAAGUUCCGAUUUCAUAGUAGCUGGUAAAAAAGUUUGUUAUUUUUAGAGUGCAAACAUUUUAAUGAUCCAAGGUAUCAUAGUAUACAUAUUACAUAAUGAAAUAAUUUAUCAAUAUGUACAGUAUAGAAGCAGAGAUUUACUAAUCAAAUUCUGAUUAAUGCCAAUUUUAACAAUGCCUUCAUUAAUAUUAAGUACUUGUAUAAGAAUAAUACAAUUCUUUAUUUAUAUAAUACUUUGUAACCGUGUCUUGUUACUAAUGUCAUUUAUAUUAUUCAUAUCAGCUUUUACGUAUGUUGUAAGAAAUAAAAUGAAUUGUACUGUAAAA